Messenger RNA from Physcomitrium patens, 2229 nucleotides. RefSeq lists its product as uncharacterized. Gene Ontology annotation, biological process: RNA processing; spliceosomal snRNP assembly. Gene Ontology annotation, molecular function: RNA binding. NCBI's taxonomy places the organism in Eukaryota, Viridiplantae, Streptophyta, Bryopsida, Funariales, Funariaceae. Gene Ontology annotation, cellular component: spliceosomal complex. The record is from RefSeq and is a predicted model, not a curated record.
CUCUUUGAGGCCACUUUUGUGUUGCAAGUUUUGAAGGUGCAAAGUGGGAGAUAUAUGUUUGUCAUUGUGAAGCCACUUUUUUUUUAUUCUUAUGUUUACAUUAUAUAUAUAUAAAUAUAUAUAUAUAUAUAUAUAUAUAUAUAUUUUUUUUUUAACUGUGAGUGAUGUGGGGGCUGCUUGUGGGGUGCAUGUGAGUCCCUCUCAUCACCUAGAUUUUUGCAUUUUUUGUGCCCGUUUCUGUGUUUCUGUGCCUUGUUGAUGCUUCCGUCGGAUGUGUUUUUUGCUGUUGGAGUUGCAGGGACGAGAUUGCAUGGUGCUGGUGUGUAGUAUAGUGUUGUGUUGUGUGAGUUGUGUUGUUGAAUUGCUUGCGUGUGGGUCACCUGCAGAUUGUUGUCAGUGGUGAAAGCCAAUUGUUGUGGCGGUGCUUGCUAGUUACCGAAGUUAGCACGCGGUGAUUGUGUUCGGUCAGUGUGUUCGUUGUUUGAUGAGUUGAGUGUUGUUUUUGGAGGUUUCAAUUCAAGCUCAUGGGCGGUAGUCAUCUGGUCACCACCAUGGAAAGGUUUUUGUCUGUAUCAUGUUCUAGACCACUUGGAUAGAACUUAGAAUGGUCCUGUCGUGGCCUCGCACUAAUUUCAGCUCGAGGAAAUGAGUCCUCAUGCCAUAACAAGAUACUAUCAGAAGAUCAUCCACAACAUUCUUGAGUAUUUCAACUUUGUGGUUGGGUUUUCUACUAUGAGAAUCUCGCGGCCAAGGUGGUUUUGGACGACCAUUUCUGCGAUUUUCUCAUAGCAGAUGAACUAGCCCCAGAAAUUUUCGUCCAGUAGAGAAAGCAAUCGAAGGUCAAGAAAAGCUGCUGAACAGGUAUGAACCAUUCUACGUUCUCUGAAAAUUUUCGGAAGCGGAGCAGCCAGGUGUGGAUCAACAUACACUAAUGAGUAUUGCUUUGCCUUUCUUAACAAACGGUUUCUCUUGCAGUAAUGGUUGGUGUGAACGUCGUUGCGAUUCAAAUGUUCAUUCUAUGCUAGAAUGUUGACAGUCAGUGGAGAGUAAUGUCAGAAAAGCUGGCUCCCAGUGGGAACAGCUGGUGUAAAAUUGGUUGUUGUCGUAGGCGGUUGGCCUGUAGAAUGGUCAGCGGGUUGAAAAAUUGGUUACGAUUGUAGUUUUUUUGCAUUAUACUGAUAAUCUUAAAUCCGCCGCUUGUUGGGACAUAUCAUAUUCACAACAGCUGUGAAGAAUGAGCGAGGAAUCAUUCCUCUUUGUCCAUUUUGCAUUCAAGACAGCCCAAACUGUUCCGUCUCACCCCCGUCCCGGUAGCCUCUUUACUCACCUCAGGAUUUUCAUAUUAGACCCGAUGUCGCUAAGAAACAGGAAUAUGCAUAAAGACGCAGAUAUUUACGCAGAUGAAUAUAUAUUCGGAGACCGAGACAUUUUUUCUAACAUAGACCGAGGAAUCGGCAAGGGUAAGUUCAAAGUUGGGCGAGCAUGUCCAAAGGUUGAUGAGAAGUUGAUAGAGGAUGAGUCGAUAGACGUCCCUUUGAAGCUGCUGCAUGAAGGAGAGGGUCACGGAGUCACUGUGGAGCUUAAGAACGGCGAUGUAUGUCGGGGCAAGCUCAUUGAAUCCGAAAAUAAUUGGACUCUCCAACUUGAUACCGCCAAUUUCGUCUUUAGGAAGACUCGGCACAAGAUAUUCUCGAGGACUGGCAAAGAAGUGAAGUUGGACUCCAUUUUCAUUCGUGGUAGAAGAAUAAAGUUCAUCGUCUUUCCACACAUGCUUCAGUAUUCAUUCCCUUUCAAGUCGUCAAACUCAAUAACUAAGGGGGUAACAGAGGAAGAUCUGAUAUUUAAUCUAAGACUCCUUCACCUUACGAAUUAUUCUCAGAAAAUGGCAUUGGAUCAGGGCCAAUACCACAUGUGACAAUGCUACCAUUGGAUUAUCUUAGUACAACCUCAAUCUGAUGUGACGUCUGAAGCACACAAUAUCUCGAGGUACAUGUAGUAUAGACCCUUAAAACGAACCAAAGUAGCUUGGUCAGUCUCAUAGGAUCAGAUUACAAAUUUUAAUCUUGCACAAUUUUGGAGGAGUCAAUGCGAGGAGGUAAAUCUCCAACCCUUGACAGUGACAGAUGUGCAUAAGUUUAGGAACACUUAUGAGAGGAUAUCCUUGAAAACUAUGUUACAAUCAGGAUUCGGAAUAGAAAAACAGAGUGCAAGAGUACCAUGUUACACCUA